AUGCGGCGGCCGAGUCGUACCAUGCACGUUGGAGUCCUUUUUGCCCUGGCGACCCUGGCUUGCUUGGAAGGCGCGGGGGGCAAGACUCUGAAAUACAGGAUUUACGAGGAGCAGCGGGUGGGCUCGGUCAUUGCGAGGCUCUCGGAAGAUGUCGCGGACGUUUUGUACAGAAUGCCGAACCCUGCCUCGGUUCGCUUCCGAGCCAUGCAGAGAGGCAACUCGCCCCUGCUGACGGUCCGUGAGGAUAACGGCGAGAUCAGCAUUGGAGCCAAAAUCGACCGGGAGCAACUCUGCCAGAAGAACUUUAACUGUUCCAUCGAGUUCGACGUGAUCACUCUGCCCACCGAACAUCUGCAGCUUUUCCACGUCGAGGUGGAAGUGCUGGAUAUUAAUGACAACUCGCCUCAGUUCUCCAGGGCUCUUAUACCCAUCGAGAUCUCCGAGAGCGCAGCUGUGGGGACUCGCAUUCCUUUGGAUAGCGCUUUUGAUCCAGAUGUUGGCGAGAAUUCCUUGUACACCUACUCCUUGUCUGCCAACGAUUUCUUUACUAUUGAAGUUCGAACCAGGACUGAUGGUGCCAAAUACCCAGAGCUCAUUGUGGUGAGUGAGUUGGACCGGGAACUGAAAUCCAGCUACGAGCUCCAGCUCACUGCUUCGGACAAUGGGGUGCCCCAACGGAGUGGAUCCUCCAUCCUGAAAAUCAGCAUUUCGGAUUCCAAUGACAAUAGCCCCAUUUUUGAGCAGCAGACAUACAUCAUCCAGCUUUUAGAAAAUUCACGUGUGGGGACUUUGCUCAUUGACCUCAAUGCCACUGACCCAGAUGAGGGUGCUAAUGGCAAAGUUGUGUACUCCUUCAGCAGUCACGUGUCUUCCAAAAUUGUAGAGACUUUUAAAAUGGAUCCUGAACGGGGACAGCUGACCCUUUUGAAAGCAGUGGACUAUGAAACCACCAAAUCCUAUGAAAUUGAUGCUCAGGCACAGGAUCUGGGUCCAAAUUCCAUCCCAGCUCACUGCAAAAUCAUCAUUAAAGUUGUGGAUGUGAAUGACAACAAGCCAGAAAUCAAUUUAAAUCUGAUGUCUCCGGGGAAGGAAGAAAUUGCUUAUAUUUCUGAAAAGGCUUCUAUAGAGACUUUUGUUGCUCUUGUCAGGGUGCAAGACAAAGAUUCUGGAGUGAAUGGAGAGGUGGUUUGCAAGCUUCAUGGCCACGGCCAUUUUAAACUCCAAAAGACCUAUGAGAAUAACUAUUUCAUCUUGACAAAUACCACUCUGGACAGAGAAAAACGAUCUGAAUACAGCUUGACUGUUAUAGCAGAAGACAGAGGAAUACCAAGUCUCUCUACAGUGAAACAUUUCACUGUCCAGAUUGUUGAUGAAAACGACAACCCACCUCAGUUUCAGACAAAUAGAUAUGAAAUUGUUAUUUUGGAAAAUAACUCUCCAGGGGCAUAUAUCACCUCUGUCACAGCAACUGAUCCUGAUCUUGGAGAUAAUGGACAGGUGACUUACACUAUCUUGGAGAGCUUUAUUUUGGGAAGCUCCAUAACCACCUAUGUGACUAUUGAUCCCUCCAAUGGAGCCAUCUACGCACUUAGAACUUUUGACCAUGAGGAAGUAAACCAGAUUGCCUUUGUGGUUCAAGCUAGAGAUGGAGGGACUCACCAGCUUGCCAGCAAUACUACAGUUAUGCUAACCAUAAUUGAUGAAAAUGACAAUGCCCCUGUGAUUGUGGGGCCAGUACUGCACAACAACACAGCAGAGAUUUCAAUCCCUAAAGAAGCUGAAAGUAACUAUCAUAUCACAAGGAUAAGAGCCAUAGAUAGAGACUCGGGUAUGAACUCGGAACUAAGCUGUUCCUUAGCAAGUAGUAGUGAAGACAGCCUUUUCAUAAUGGACCCACAAUCUUGUGAUAUCUACCUCAAUGCUAGCAUUGAGUUUGCUAAAUCAACUGAGUGGGAACUUUGGGUGGUUGUUCAGGACAAAGGAAGUCCUCAGCUCAGUACCAAAGCACUUCUAAAAUGCAGUGUUUUUAAAUAUGUUUACCUGCCUUCAUCUACAGAAGCCCCUUAUGUUAGCCAUUCCCCGGAUGUUUCCAUGAUUACAAUUAUUUCUUUAGGAGCAAUAUGUGCAGUGUUGUUAGUCAUCAUGGUUAUCUUUGCUACAAGGUGCAAUCGUGAGAAAAAGGACACUAGAUCCUAUAACUGCCGCGUUGCAGAAUCCACCUACCAGCAUCACCCCAAAAGGCCAUCGAGACAGAUUCAUAAAGGGGACAUUACACUUGUACCAACUGCUAAUGGUACUUUACCCAUCAGAGCUCACCAUAAAGCUUCACCCUCAUCGUCUCCAACACUAGAAAGAGGACAAAUGAGCAGUCGUCAAAGCCAUCACAGCCACCAGUCUCUAAACAGUCUGGUGACCAUCUCAUCAAAUCACGUGCCGGAGAAUUUCUCUCUUGAGCUCACGCAUGCCACACCUGCUGUUGAGCAGGUCUCUCAACUUCUCUCAAUGCUUCAUCAAGGCCAGUACCAACCAAGGCCAAGUUUUCGAGGAAACAAAUAUUCCAGAAGCUACAGGUAUGCCCUUCAAGAUAUGGAUAAAUUCAGCUUGAAAGACAGUGGUCGUGGUGACAGUGAAGCAGGAGACAGCGAUUAUGAUUUGGGGAGAGAUUCUCCAAUUGACAGACUUCUUGGAGAAGGAUUCAGUGACCUUUUCCUUACAGAUGGGAGAAUUCCUGCAGCAAUGAGGUUAUGCACAGAGGAAUGCAGAGUCUUGGGACACUCUGACCAGUGCUGGAUGCCCCCACUGCCCUCCCCGUCUUCUGAUUAUAGAAGUAAUAUGUUCAUCCCUGGAGAAGAAUUUCAGCCCCAGCAAAGCCAGCCCCAGCAGCAGCAAGUAAUGGAAGAUGAUUCUCAGCCUGUUGACUCAUCUGAAAAGAAAAAGAGCUUCUCAACCUUUGGCAAAGAUAGUCAGAAUGAGGAAGAAUCAGGUGACAUGUGCACCUCCUCCCUGCUUUCUGAAAUGAACAGUGUUUUCCAGCGUUUAUUGCCUCCUUCCUUAGAUGCCUACACAGAAUGCAAUGAAAUGGAUCCUCCCAGUUCCUUGGAGCGCAGGAAAGGACAUUUGUCUGCCAAGACUGUAAGUUACCCACAAGGGGUAGCAGCGUGGGCAGCCAGUACCCAUUUCCAAAAUCCUGCAAACAAUACUGGGCUAACAUUGGGGACUCAUGCAGGGGCUCAGCCAUCUUCGAAAUGGUUGCCUGCCAUGGAGGAAAUUCCAGAGAAUUAUGAAGAAGAUGACUUUGACAAUGUGCUUAACCACCUCAGUGAUGGGAAACAUGAACUCAUGGAUGCCAGCGAGCUGGUGGCAGAAAUUAACAAACUUCUACAGGAUGUCCGGCAGAACUAGAGGGUUUUGUUUUAUAGCAUAUUAAUUUUCCAUAUUUAUGGAAAACUGAGGAAGGAAACCCAGGAUGACAAGAACUGGCAUUGCCAAAUAGUUGCAUUUAUCAUAAAUGUGUCUGUGUAUGUUGAAUAUUAAAAUACUGUAUUUUCAUAUGUACACAAUGCAAGUGUGAUUAUCUUUAACUGUAUUUUAAAAAUACAUUUGUACCUUAUAUUUAUGUGUAAUUUAACAAAUAAAUUUUAUUUUUGUAUUCUCA
Molecule: messenger RNA, 3655 nt
Organism: Heteronotia binoei (common prickly gecko)
Lineage: Eukaryota; Metazoa; Chordata; Lepidosauria; Squamata; Gekkonidae
Gene: PCDH18
Product: protocadherin 18
Exons: 4
Coding region: 1-3402 (1133 amino acids)
Biological process (GO): homophilic cell-cell adhesion
Cellular component (GO): plasma membrane
Molecular function (GO): calcium ion binding
Source: RefSeq, a predicted model, not a curated record